AUAUAUAUAUAUACACACACGCCUCCCGUGCCUACUUUCCGCCUUUCUCUCUUGUUCGAUUCCAUCUCCAUCUCUCUUAGUAAUUACAGUUGUAGCGUAGCUUCUUGGUCGUCGCACGUCUUCUUUUUAGCUUCUUCUUCUUCUUCUUAGCUUCUUCCUCCUCCUCCUCCUUAAGCUGCUGCUGCUCAACCUGCCGCCGGGGGGAUGUCGGCGUCGGCGGACCACCAAGCUGGCGGAAGCAGCAGCAGCUUAUUAAGGAGGCGGAGGUCCGUCGAGGUGGACUUCUUCUCCGACGUCGGCAAGGACAAGGAGAAGAUGCCCGACCCGCCGCCUAGCCCGCCGGGGGGCCUCGGCCUCGCCAUCAAGGAGGACCUCACCAUUAACCUCCUUGUUCCCGCGGCGACCCGACGAGACCACGAGGACAAGAAGACGAUGGCGGUGCAGCAGCAGCAGCAGCUGCCGGCCUUGCAGGCGGAGCUUGGGCGCAUGAACGAGGAGAACCACCGCCUGCGGGGGAUGCUCGCGCAGGUCACCACCAGCUACCAGGCGCUCCAGAUGCAUCUGCUGGCGCUGCAGAUGCAGCAGCCGACGAUCCCCCAGCAGCAGCCGCCGCCGCCGCCGUCCAAUAACUCGUCGACGGAGGUGGUGGGCAGCCCGCGGCGGUCGUCGUCCGCCACCGGCAACAACAAGGACCUGCGGCAGGCGCCGGACAGCCCGGACGCCGCGGCCGCGGGGUGGCUGCCGGCGCAGGGGCGGCAGCAGGAGGCCAGCAUGAGUAAGGCUCGCGUCUCGGUGCGCGCGCGCUCCCAAGCUCCAAUCAUCGCCGAUGGUUGCCAGUGGCGCAAGUACGGGCAGAAGAUGGCCAAGGGCAACCCCUGCCCGCGAGCCUACUACCGCUGCACCAUGGCCAACGCCUGCCCCGUCAGGAAGCAGGUGCAGCGCUGCGCCGAGGACCGCUCCAUCCUCAUCACCACCUACGAGGGCACGCACAACCACCCGCUGCCGCCCGCCGCCAUGGCCAUGGCCUCCACCACCUCCGCCGCGGCCUCCAUGCUGCUCUCGGGAUCCAUGCCCAGCGCCGACGGCACCAACAGCUUCCUGGCGCGCGCCGUGCUGCCCUGCUCCUCCAGCAUGGCCACCAUCUCCGCCUCGGCGCCGUUCCCCACCGUCACGCUCGACCUCACCACCCACGGCCCGCCGCCGUUCCACCUGCCGCAUGCGCAGCCGCCGCUCUACUCGGACAACCACUCCUCCUCCACCACCAAGUUCUCCGGCCUGCACAUGUCCUCGUCGGAUACACAACAUGCACCAUCAGCAGCAGACGCGGCGACCUGCAGGCCACCACCGCCGAUCGGGAUCGACGACACCGUCAGCGCCGCGGCGGCCGCCAUCACAGCGGACCCCAACUUCACGGUGGCGCUGGCGGCGGCCAUCACGUCCAUCAUAGGAGGCGGCGGCCGCGGCCAUCAUCAUCACCACCACGGGCUGCAGCAGGCCGGCGCCAACAACAACAGCAACAACAACAAUGUCACGAGCAGCAGCAACAACACGGCGACCAGCAACAACACCAACAGCGAAACCCAGUGAACACAACACACAUUUAUAUAUCUAUAUAUCAUCAGAUUAGUAGCAGCUAGCUCAAAUUUUGAUGAUUUUAAUUUGCAUUACCUUGCAUUGCAGCAGCAAAAGUUGUAUUCAUUAAUUCAUUACGUCGUGUUUAAUUUCUUGCUGAUUAUAUAUACAGUACUCUAGAGUUUAGUUAGCUUCUGCGUGCAUGCUGCCAAGGCAGGCAUGCAUAUGCAGCUAGGUGUUGAUAUAUACGUACUUCAUAUAAUAAAUACAAUGCCAGCUACUCCUUGUAUAUGUAAUAAUAGCAGGUCGACUAUUCUAUUCUAUUCUA
This is a messenger RNA of Panicum virgatum (switchgrass), 1900 nucleotides long. RefSeq names its product probable WRKY transcription factor 31. Gene Ontology annotation, biological process: regulation of DNA-templated transcription. NCBI's taxonomy places the organism in Eukaryota, Viridiplantae, Streptophyta, Magnoliopsida, Poales, Poaceae. Gene Ontology annotation, molecular function: sequence-specific DNA binding; DNA-binding transcription factor activity. The transcript has 3 exons. The record is from RefSeq and is a predicted model, not a curated record. The coding region runs from base 205 to 1587 and encodes 460 amino acids.